This is a messenger RNA of Microtus ochrogaster (prairie vole), 3933 nucleotides long. RefSeq names its product zinc finger protein 208. The record is from RefSeq and is a predicted model, not a curated record. Gene Ontology annotation, cellular component: nucleus. Lineage: Eukaryota; Metazoa; Chordata; Mammalia; Rodentia; Cricetidae. Gene Ontology annotation, biological process: regulation of DNA-templated transcription.
CAGGUUCCACCCUCUUGCCACUUCCCUCUCCAAUUUGAUCUCGAGUUUUUUACUACCCUGCUUGGGUUGGAUCUCUGAGCACAGAGCAUGUUGUCAUUCAGGGAUGUGGCUAUUGAUUUCUCUGCAGAGGAGUGCAGAUGUCUGGACUCUGCUCAGUGGAAUCUGUACAGGGAUGUGAUGCUGGAGAAUUACAGCAACCUGGUGUUCCUGGGCCUUUCUUUCUCCAAGCCGUUACUGGUCGAAUUUCUGGAGAAAAAUCAAGAGCUUUGGAAUGUGAAGAGACAAACAGCAGCUGCGCCCCGAGGAAAGACACCCUAUAAGUGUAAAGAAUGUGGGAAAGCCUUCACUAAAAACUCAGUUCUUACUUAUCAUCUGAGAAUUCACACUGGAGAGAAGCCCUACAAGUGUGACGUAUGUGGCAAGGCCUUUGCUAUGCCCUCCAUACUUCAAAACCACCAGAAAAUUCACACCAGAGGGAAACCCUACAAGUGUGCUGUGUGUGGCAAGGCCUUUUCUGUGCCUUCCACACUUACUAACCACCAGAAAAUUCACACCGGAGAGAAACCCUAUGAGUGUGAAGUGUGUGGCAAAAAGUUUUCCAGUCAUGCAGACUUUAGAAAACACCAAAGAGUUCACACUGGAGAGAAACCUUACAAGUGUGAAGAGUGUAAAAAACCCUUUAGUAACCUUUCAGCCCUUAGUAGACACAAAGUUGUGCAUACUGGAGAGAAGCGUUUUACCUGUGAACGGUGCGGCAAAGCCUAUGGUAGGAGUCACCACCUCAGUCGGCACCAGAGAGCUCACACUGGACAGAAAUGCUACACAUGCAAAGAGUGUGGCAAAAUGUUUUACUAUUCUUCAGACCUUAAAAGGCACCACAGAAUUCAUUCUGAAGAGAGACCCUAUGAGUGUGAGGAAUGUGGCAAAGCCUUUCCCAGUCCUUCAGACGUUACUCAGCAUGCAAGAACUCAUAAGAGAAUGAAGCAGUACACCUGUGAAGCCUGCGGUGAGCGCUUUACUAUUCAAACGACAAUUUCCAACCUCCGUAAAAUCCGUCUUGAAGGAAAGCCGGCUGAGUGUGAAGGAUUUCCAAACACGAUGACGUCACAAGACGGGUCUUGGAUACUUCCGCAUUCAGUAUUGAAACUUAGCUUCUCCCCAAAGUUAGGCGAGUGUUCUGCUCAGCGCUGGGCUUGGAUCCCUGACAUGGAGGAUAUGCUGUCGUUCUGGGAUGUGGCCAUUUAUUUUUCUGCAGAGGAGUGGGAAUGUCUGGGUCCUGCUCAGUGGAAUUUGUACAGGGAUGUGAUAUUGGAGAUUUACAACAAUCUUGUGUUCGUGGGUCUUGCUUCAUCAAAGCCAUACCUGGUGACAUUUCUGGAGCAAAAACAAGAACCUUCAGACAUGAAGAGUCAAGCAGCUGCCGCCACGCAGCCAGGCAACGAACACUAUCCAGUUAAAGAAUGUGGUAAAACCUUUCAUUGGAACUCACAACUUCCUAACCACCAGAGGAUACAUUUAAGAAUGAAGCCCUAUAGGUGUGAAGAAUGUGGCAAGUCUUUUUGUUUCCCAUCAUUACUUUCUAUACACAAGAGAAUUCAUACAGGAGAGAAACCCUACAGGUGUGAAGUUUGUGGCAAAGCCUUUCAUUCUCCAUCAUUAUUUUCCGUGCACAAGAGGAUCCAUACAGGAGAGAAACGCUAUAAGUGUGAAGUGUGUGGCAAGGCCUUCCAUUGUCCAUCAUUACUUUCUGUGCACAAGAACAUUCAUACGGGAGAGAAACCCUAUAAGUGUGACGUAUGUGGCAAGGCCUUCCAUGCUCCAUCAGUACUUUCUAGACACAGAAGAAUCCAUACAGGGGGAAAACCCUAUAAAUGUGAAGUGUGUGACAAGGCCUUCCAUUGUCCAUCAGUACUGUCUGACCACAAGAACAUUCACACAGGAGAGAAACCCUACAAGUGUGAUGUAUGUGGUAAGGCCUUCCAUGCACCACCAUUACUUUCUGCACACAAGAGAAUUCAUACAGGAGAAAAACCUUACAAGUGUGAACUGUGUGGCAAGGCCUUCCAUACCCCGUCAUUGCGCUCUGUACAUAAGAGAAUUCAUACAGGGAAGAAACCCUACAAGUGUGAAGUGUGUGGUGAGGUCUUUGGCACCCCCUGGCAAAUAUCUAGUCACUUGGUAAUGCAUUCUGGAGAGAAACCAUACAGGUGUGAGGGGUGUGGGAAAGCCUUCUCUACAAAGUCAUACCUAACUAAGCACAAAUUGCUUCACAGUAUGGAGAAACUUUACAGAUGUGAAGAAUGUGGCAAACAGCUCAACAGUUCUCGAAGUCUUCAAGAGCAUCAAAGAAUUCAUUCUGGAGAGAAACCCUACAAGUGUAAAGAAUGUGGCAAAGACUUCAGAACACACACAGCGCGUUCUAGACAUCGGACCGUUCAUAUCGGAGAGAAAUGUUACAAGUGUGAAGAAUGUGGCAAAACCUUUUACCAGUCUUCCGGUCUAAAUAAGCAUCAGAGAAUUCAUUUAAGAGUGAAACCCUACAGGUGUGAAGAAUGUGCUAAGGCCUUUCGUGUUCCAGCAUUACUAAGGGAACACAAGAGAGUUCAUACAGGAGAGAAACCCUACAAGUGUGAAAUAUGUAGUAAGGCCUUCCAUGCUCCAUCAGCACUUUCUGUACACAGGAGAAUUCAUACAGAAGAGACACCCUGUAAGUGUGAAGUGUGUGGCAAGGCCUUCCGUGUUCCAUCAUUACUCUCUAAGCACAAGGUAACCCAUACUGGAGAGAAACCCUACAAGUGUGAGAUAUGUGAAUUCCGUGCUCCAUCACUGCUUUCAGUACACAAGAAAAUUCACACAGGAGUGAAACCCUACCAGUGUGAAGUGUGUGACAAGGCCUUCCAUUAUCCUUCAAUACUUUCUAAGCAUAAGAGAAUUCAUACAGGAGAAAAGCCAUACAAGUGUGAAGUGUGUGACAAGGCCUUCCGUUUCCCAUCAUUGCUUUCUGUGCACAAGAGAAUUCAUACUGGAGAAAAACCCUACAGGUGUGAAGUAUGUGCCAAGGAUUUCCAUUGUCCAUCAUUGCUUUCUAAAACGCAAGCGAGUUCAUACAGGAGAGAAACCCUACCGGUGUGAAGCAAGGCCUUCCGUGCUCCCUCAGUGCUUCCCGUGCACAGGAGAAUUCAUAAUGGAGAAAAGCUUUACAAGUGUGAAGUGUGUGGCAAGGCCUUCCACUGUCCAUCAUCACUUUCCGAACACCAAGGAAUUCAUACAGGAGAGAAGCCCUACAAUUGUGAAGUGUGUGGUGCGGCUUCUAGGACUUCCCAGAUUCUUUCUACUUCCAGAAUGAUAGUCCAUUCUGCAGAGAAAGCCCACAAGUGUGAAGAAUGUGGAAAAGCCUUUUCUACAAAAUCCUGCUUGUGUCAGUACAAACUAACUCGCAAUGCAGAAAACCCUUACAAAUGUGCAGUAUGUGGCAAAGGGCUCAACAACAUGAAAAACUCUAGGGAUCAUCAAAGAAUUCAUUCUGGAGAGAAACCCUACAGGUGUAAAGAAUGUGGCAAGGGUUUUCGAAGUUCUACAGCACGUUCUAAACAUCGGGUAAUUCAUACCGGGGAGAAACGUUACCAGUGUGAAGACUGUGGGAAGAGCUAUUACCAGUCUUCCGGUCUCAAGCAACAUCGAAGAAUUCACUUGUGAGAGAAGCCACACAAGUGUGAAGAACAUGCCGAGAUAGUCUGUACCCACUAAGAACUUUUGAAAUACCUGAUAAUUCUUACUGGACAUUAAUGCCACUAGUGAGAAAAAUGUUAGAAACCCUUUAGUAAGCUGACCAGUAUUUCUCAACACAUGGUAGUUCAUACUGAGGUGAAAUAGUACAAGUCUUAAAAUGUUCAUAAAAUAUUUUUACUUCUUGAUAUCAUAAAAGAUAGCAAA